AUGCACCAACAUCUUGCAUGGGUUCUAAGUGAACAAGAUUUCAUAGUGUGUGAUAGAAUAACUUCUCUGCAAGUAACUAAAACCCAACAACUAUGCACUGAAAAACAACAACAAAAGUUUGACAAACUCUCCAACGCGCAAACCACACAACCAGCAGUCAACACGAUCGACCUAACUAAAGCCGUUGUAAAUUUAUCAAACACUACACUGAGUGCAGCAGCGACAAGCAUUCUUAGCAAAGGGUUGAACUUUGCACCCACUCCGCGACGUGUGCCCAUCGAAAGUCUGAUUGGAAGUGUGGAAGAAUGCAUUGCUCGCAACAAAUUCAACAGCAUCGACACUGAAACAAUACGACAAGACAUAGCGGUCAUGGUAAGGCGAACAAAAAUACCAUCGGCAAGCAAUGUAAGUAGAGAUGAAAUGUUAGCUUUGAAUGAAUUGCGCAGAGAAGAGAACAUACUCAUUCUAUCUGCUGAUAAAGGUAACGCAACGGUCGUAUUAAAUCGUUGCGAUUACUUAUCAAAAAUGAAUGUUUUGGUAGAAGAUGUAAAUAUUUAUUUACCUGUUAAUUACGACCCAACAGCGCGUGUUUUAAGAAAAGUGACAAAAUUAAUUAAUGAAAACAAAGCGAUUUUACCACCUAAACGCUUAAUUCCAUCAUGUACGCAGCCACCAAAGUUGUAUGGGUUACCAAAAAUACAUAAAAAUGGGAAUCCAAUGCGGCCAAUUGUGAGUCAAAUAAAUUCACCUUGUUAUCUGAUAUCAAAGCAUUUAGUUGACGUUUUUAAACCUUUGGUUGGCGGGUCUGAACAUCACAUAAAGGAUUCCGCACAUUUUGUGUCAAUUUUAAGUGGUUUGCGAUUAGAAAAUGAUGAAAUGAUGGUUAGUUUUGACGUUGAGUCACUUUUUACGAAUGUGCCAGUGCAGGAAGUUCUUGUCAUCAUCCGUGAGCUUAUCUCAACCGCCGGCAUCAAUGAGAACUAUUUGCCUCUUUUGGAUUUCUGUCUCUCUUCGGGCUAUUUCUGCUUCAACGGACAAUUUUAUUUGCAAAAAGAUGGCGUCGCUAUGGGCUUGCCCUUAGCUCCAUUGAUUGCAGAUAUUUGGAUGGAGAAUUUCGAGAAAAAAGCUCUGGACAGUUCGAAAGAAAAACCAAGAGUCUGGCUGAGAUAUGUGGAUGAUACUUUCUGCAUUCUCAAAAAUUCCGCCAUUUUGAAUUUUUUAGAACAUCUCAACGCACUACAUCCAAAGAUAAAAUUUACAAUGGAAAAAGAAAAAGAAGGUUCCAUUGCAUUUUUGGACGUAAAAGUGAUGCGCAACCAAAAUGGCUCCUUAGGACACACGGUUUACCGAAAAAGCACCCACACUAACCGAUAUCUUCAUGCUGACUCCCACCACCACCCAGCAAAUUUGAGUUCCGUCGUUUCCACACUUUUUCAACGUGCUCAUAGAAUUUGUGACAGCGACCAUCUCAGCACAGAACUUUUGUUGUUGGACAAAGUCCUAGAAGCGAAUGGCUAUAGUAAAAAACAAAGAUCGUGGAAGCCAUUUUCUUCACAGGAAAUGAAAGAGAACCAACUCGACAAAAAAGCUUUCCUGCCUUAUGUUAAAGGUGUAACUGAUAGAGUGGGAAAAAUCUUAAAGAGAUAUGGUGUAAAAUCCAUAUUUUUACCACCAAAAAAGGUGAUAAACUACCUAAAAUCACCAAAGGAUCAAUUUCCCCUUGAAACACCAGGAGUAUAUGCAGUACCAUGCAGCUGUGGUGCUUCAUAUGUAGGACAGACGCAGAGAAGUAUUGCUACACGCCUAAAAGAGCACAUUAGCGCUGUUAGCAAAAAACAAAGGGAAAAGUCUGCCAUAUGUGAGCAUAUACUGGAUCAUCCAGAUGAACACCACUGGAUCCAUUUCGAUCAAGCUAAGGUUCUAGCAAAAGAGGCUCAUUAUAUACCGCGCCUGGUUCGUGAAGCGAUCGAAAUAAAACGACACCAAAAUUUCAACCGUGACGACAGUUUUAAGCUAUCUCGUACGUGGGACCCCUUAAUAAACUCGUCACGAUCUAUCCAAUUGCCGCUUCACACCAACAGUGAUAUAGUGAGUACGGUUUGCUCCCAACUACAACAAAACACGGAACCCCCUACGCCCCGUUACAACUUGCGUAGCCAAAAUCGCAUAUAA
Episyrphus balteatus (marmalade hoverfly) is the source of this 2172-nucleotide messenger RNA. RefSeq lists its product as uncharacterized. The record is from RefSeq and is a predicted model, not a curated record. Bases 1 to 2172 code for a protein of 723 amino acids. The transcript has a single exon. NCBI's taxonomy places the organism in Eukaryota, Metazoa, Arthropoda, Insecta, Diptera, Syrphidae.